Messenger RNA from Camelus dromedarius (Arabian camel), 676 nucleotides. It is a transcript of the gene LKAAEAR1, whose product is annotated as LKAAEAR motif containing 1. The coding region runs from base 39 to 647 and encodes 202 amino acids. Lineage: Eukaryota; Metazoa; Chordata; Mammalia; Artiodactyla; Camelidae. The transcript has 3 exons. The record is from RefSeq and is a predicted model, not a curated record.
CCGCUCAGGCACCAACAGACAUCCCCUUCCCUCGGAGAAUGCAACCAACGCUGGCGCCGCCGCAGCAGCCGCGGGAGAAGGAGGCCGGGCCUAGGGGCCCGCGGGGGCGAGCGGGAAAGGGCGCGCAGGGCGCAGGGGCCGGUGAGAAGCGCGCCAAAGGGGCGGCCGCGGCGGAGCCCCCCAGGCCGGGCUGGGCCUUGACGCUGGAGGGGCUGGCUGCCAUGGGCCCCGGGCAACGCCACAGCCACCUGCUCUUCGGCGACCUGCUUGAGGACGUGGGCGCGGCCGCUUCCGUCUUCCCGUGCGACUCGUUGGAGCUGGGGUACCGCAUGCCUGACCCGCGCGCGUGGACGCAGCCCCUCGAGCGGCCGGCGGAGCGCCAGGACCGGCUCCUCGGCGUCCUCAAAGCAGCCGAGGCCCGAGGACGAGUCCGCGCCUUACGACUGCGCUACGCCCGCAUGCGGGCCGAGGAAAUCUCGCUCCUCAUCCUGCGGCAGAAGUCCGCGCGCGCCGCCAUCCGGCUGGAGCUGUUCCUGCCGCCGCAGCUGAAGCCCACGCGAAUCCCGGAUCCCCUGGACCGUCAAGAGCGGAGGCGCGUGGAGACCAUCCUGGAGGAGACAGUCGACGGCACCAUCUUCCCACGUUGACGGAUAUCCCGAAGUGCCCGGCCGGCCGC